AUGGCUACCAACAAUGGAGCCAUAACAAAUUGGUAUUCUUGUUUUCUUUUCCUCAUUUUCUUCUUUGUAUUCCUAUUUGGUUUGUCUCAUGCAUUAGACUCCAUUAGUCUCAACGCAAUACUGAGAGACAAUGAAACCCUUGUUUCUACCGGUGGGGUUUUUGAGUUAGGCUUCUUCAGUGACCCUUUUACCGGCAAUCGCUACAUGGGAAUAUGGUUCAAGGACGACCCCCGGAAAAGGCCGGUUUGGGUCGCGAACCGAGACAAUCCCCUGAUAAACUCCACUUGUUUUCUUCAAAUUAGGUACGACGGGAAUCUAAUUCUCAUAGACAGGCGUCUAGUACCGGUGAUUGUCAACUCGGGCGCGCUUUCAACGUCCCCAAACACAACUGCAACGCUUCUUGAUACGGGCAACUUUGUUCUCCAAGUAGGCGCGAAGAUGGUUUGGCAGAGUUUUGAUUAUCCAACGGAUACUUACCUUCCUGGCAUGAAAAUUGGGUGGUUUGGGUUAACAAGCGAUCUACCAACGAUACAAGUUCUUUCAUCAUGGGCAAGUCCAAGCAACCCAAGCCAUGGAGAUUUCACGUUAGGGGUUGAUUACAUGGUUGCGAAUUUGAGUGUCUAUCGCGGGGAUAGCGCUCAUGUGAAUAUUGGCUAUUGCGAUGGAACAAGAAUUCGUUUACUUUUCGCGAAUUCUUCCAAUAGCUUUAAUUUUAGUUAUUUUUCUAACCCGAAUGAGUCUUAUUUCACUUUCACUACUAUUGAGAAUUAUUCUAUGUCAUGGCUUGUUAUGGCCUCAACCGGGCUCAUAGACGAAUAUACCCUCUCUGAUAGCGGUAUUUCAAUGAUGAGUCAUUCGUUAUGUGAAGAAUUAGGUAAUUAUACAGUCAAUGGCAGUUUUUGCUUGCCUUCAACUCCAUCCACAUGCAAUGCCACAUUUUCAGCGAUCAGUGGUUCACUGUCAACUUCAUCAAUCGCUAAUGGUUCGAUUGUCAUGGGAUUUAGCAAUUGCGAAUCCAUUUGCUCGAGCAAUUGUUCUUGUGUUGCUUAUACUGCUCCUGCGACUGAUCAAUCCGGAUGUCAAAUGUAUUUUGGGAACGAAGAUGAUCUAUCCAACAUCAUACAAAAACGAGGAGGUCUAGUGUAUGUCCGAGGCGAUAUUCUUCCAAGAAAACAUAGUAGUAAGUAUUAA
Molecule: messenger RNA, 1191 nt
Organism: Rhododendron vialii
Lineage: Eukaryota; Viridiplantae; Streptophyta; Magnoliopsida; Ericales; Ericaceae
Product: S-locus-specific glycoprotein S13-like
Exons: 1
Coding region: 1-1191 (396 amino acids)
Source: RefSeq, a predicted model, not a curated record